Molecule: messenger RNA, 942 nt
Organism: Arabis nemorensis
Lineage: Eukaryota; Viridiplantae; Streptophyta; Magnoliopsida; Brassicales; Brassicaceae
Source: the annotation of a GenBank genome assembly
AUGAGGAAGCUUAAACACUCAUUUAAAAAGGGGAAACCUCAACAUGGCAAGAGAUUAUUCGGGAAGACGAGAAGAAAAUUACAGAGGAGUGUAUCAACUAAAGAACAUUUCUUUCUCGAGCGGAUGACUUCAAUAUCUCAGAAGAGAACUCAUCAAGAACACUAUGACAAAGAGAAACAUCUCACUGAGAUGUUAAACAAUGGAGAUUUUGAUCAAAACUUGGCGACGAGCAAACAGAUUCAAACAAGGAUUGUCUCGCUUCCCGAGUAUUUGUCUCCUUUUAGCAGCCCGGGAAGAAUAUGGAACCAGAAUUCAACUGUGCUUUUGAGAUCUGCUUCAGAUGAGAUAUCAAAAGUUGAAGCUUAUGAUGAAGUCUUGAAAAAGGCGAGUGAAGCAAAGAGACAACCUUUGUGUAACCAACUGGAAGGAAAAAUUCAUCAUACGGACGAAAAACAAUCAGUGUUUAAGUACGUAAAAGCGGUGUUGGAUGCAGUAGACUCAAACUGGGAAGAGCUGUAUUUGAAAACAGAAUUCAGUGACCAGCUUCUUAAGCCGGCGUUGAUCAGCAACAUACCAUUCUAUCCAAACCAGAUCUGUAAUGACCAUGAGCUCCUCUUUGACUGCAUCAAUGAAGUUCUCUUUGAGUUCUGCAGGUUUCCUCAAUGGGUUUCUUUUGUUAAACCAAGAACGCAAGUCUUCUCAUUUAGUGUUGAAAGCAUCAUUCACAAGGUUCAAAAAGAGGUUUAUUGUCGUCUCUUACCAUCGCGGCUCGCUCACUCGGUGGACCAAAUAGUUAAGGAAGACAUGAGUAAACCCAGAAACUGGUUAGACAUUAGAUGUGACCUUGAGUGCAUUGGCUUUGAGACUAGUGAAUUGAUUCUAAAUGAAUUAUUGGAAGAACUUAUGCUUGACUUGUGUAGAGAAGGUGAUCAUCCUCUAUAA